AUGGCUGCUGCCCGCUCUGCCGGCGACAUGUUGUUGAGCUUGCGGCCCAUAGUGUCCGGGCGCGAGAGAGACUCGACUGCAAUGACGGUCAAGGCAUACGCAGACCACAACCCGUUCCUGUUCUUUGCAGGAGUGUUUGGGGCUGUGGUGGUGGCCAAGCGGAGGCUGCGGAGGAGCCAUGGCUUGGGCGCUCGCUGCCCGUCGGUGGUCACGGCUCUGGCUGCCAUUCCGCCUGUGGUGGUCAAGGCGCUGCUGCUGCUGAUGUGGCUCUCCAUUGCGUGGUUCUUUGUAUUUGAGGCGUACUACUCGGUCUACCGCUGUGCUGUCUCAGCCCGCUACCAUGACGAGACCAUCCUCAUCGCCCGCUCGGUCAUCACCUUGCUCGAGGAGCACAACGUGCCGUACUGGAUGGACUACGCCACCUUGCUCGCCGUCAUCCGCGGGCAGAGUAUCAACGAGUGGGACCACGACACAGACAUCUCCAUAGUCUUUCCAGACGAUGGGCCUGCCGCCCUCAUUGCUGCUAUCAAUGCUGCCGGUAUGUAUGCUGUCUGGGACGACCGCGACGCCAUCCAGAUCAUGCCAUACGAGGGCGCCAACCCGCUCAACUCGCCGCACAUGGACAUCUGGUUCUGGCGCGAGGAGAAGCUCGCCGACGGCUCGCGCGUUGUCUCUACCGCCUACGACGACGUCGCCUACCGCAAGCGUGCUUGGGACGACAUCUUUCCGCUCAAGGCGGUGGCCUGGAAGGCAUGGCCGGGCCACGACAUCUACAUCCCGGCCGAUGCGCAUGGCGUCUCGCAGAAGGAGUUUGGUGCCUGGCCGGGCUCGUACAUGACGCCUGUUGUCUACAAGGGCGAUUGCUUCCACAACUGGUUCCAGCGGCGGUGGCUGUAUUGAACUCCACUGCCCUUGCCACUGCCCCUGGCUGCGAUAAAGGUGGUUGCACACAUCGUGCCGUGCUGUACCUUGCUGAUAUCCUUAAAUGACCUGAAA
Molecule: messenger RNA, 996 nt
Organism: Thecamonas trahens ATCC 50062
Lineage: Eukaryota; Apusomonadida; Apusomonadidae
Exons: 2
Coding region: 1-900 (299 amino acids)
Source: RefSeq, a predicted model, not a curated record